AUGGCUUCUUUCGAAGAAUUCUCCCACCUACCCAUCGAGCUCCGGCAAACCAUCUGGAAGUUCAGGCUGUCUGACGAAGACGAGCCCGAAGUAUGUGUUGUCACAUACCUCUCAAGAGACAUAGUCUACACUGCCUUCUCUGUCCUCAUGCACGUCUGCCAGGACUCCCGCCACUUCGUCCAGAAUUCCAAAGCGAGCGGUAUCGAGUUUCGCUUUUCAGAAGCCAAGUGUGCCGUUCCGAUCAGAAAGUUCGACCCCAAGCUGGACGCGGUGUACUGCCACAAUUGGGCGACGCUGAAACUUCUGCGGCACGAAGACAGCAUGCCUGUUGGGCAAAUGCGUCACCUGACGAUACCAUAUUGCGAGAAGCUCCUCUCGUCGAUUGCAACUGCCAUGGUUAACGACGUGAGAUUCGAGAGUUUGAGCAGUCUAUCAGUCGUUCUCUUCGUGAAAAAGGACGGCGAUGCCGUUUCAUACAACAUUCAAAGACCCAGACGUCGGUGCAAAUUACGACGCUUGCAAUACCGCGCUGGGUGGUUUGGCCCAAUCGUCAAAGUUUUUCAUAAGUCCGCAGCCGGAAACACAGGCCUAUUGGGAAGUUGCUUAGCAACAUUCGACUAUUCCGUCUGGAAGAAGCUUGUCACAAAUAGUGCUGAAUAUAUAGCUCGUGUGGCAGUCGCGGGCGGGGAGGUUGCGGAAGCUCGGUCCAAGCAUUACGAACGUUUUCCUGGCUUCCCUGUCGCUUCUCAUCAGUUCCUAGAGUAA
Molecule: messenger RNA, 765 nt
Organism: Colletotrichum acutatum
Lineage: Eukaryota; Fungi; Ascomycota; Sordariomycetes; Glomerellales; Glomerellaceae
Exons: 1
Coding region: 1-765 (254 amino acids)
Source: RefSeq, a predicted model, not a curated record